AUGAACAUUGUCAAACCCUUUCCAACGUCCCACCAAGAUUUAAUACUGGACGUUUGUUACGAUUUCUAUGGUCGUCAAUUGGCAACGUGUAGUGCAGACCAACAUGUAAAAGUGUUUGAUUUGGACUCAUCUACUUCGUUUUGGGAGUUGAAUGAUUCAUGGAAAGCCCAUGAUAGUGUUGUUGUUAAAGUUGAUUUUGCACACCCGGAGUUUGGGCACCUAUUGCUCUCUGCAUCGUACGACCGUACUGUUAAAAUAUGGGAAGAACAAUUUGAGGAGCCAAUUAAUUCAGGUAGACGAUGGGCCAAAGUCGCAACUAUAGCAGAUUCGCAUGGACCAAUAUACGAUGCCUGCUUUUUACCCGCUCACUUAGGACUUAGGAUUGGUGCUAUAGGCAGUGACGGUAAACUAAGACUGUACGAAUCAACAGAUCCAAAUGAUCUCUCUCAGUGGGUUGCCAUAGAGGAAAUCCCCGUGCUGAAAAAUCCAGUUGCAAAUCAUUUACAAAGCGAUUUUAGUUUGUCAUGGUGUCCUUCCAGAUUUAGUGUUGAGAAAUUUAUAGUAAGCGCCUUGGAUCAAGCUUAUAUUUAUUAUAAAAACGAAGGAUCCAACAAGUACGUGCAAGGCCUUGUUUUACCCGAACAUAAGGGUCUUAUCCGGAGCGUCUCAUGGGCACCUACAAUGGGAAGAAGCUAUCACUUAAUAGCCACGGCAAGUAAGGAUGGGUUUGUUAGAAUAUUCAAGCUUGAAGAGCGUCAAAAGAACGAUAAAACCGACGAGUUAGAUUUGGAAAUUGCUCUUCUGAGUUCGUUCAAUGAUCACGCAGGAGAGGUAUGGAAAGUUAGCUGGAAUUUGACAGGAACUAUCUUGAGUAGUUGUGGUGAUGAUGGACUUAUAAGACUCUAUAAGGCAAAUUACGCAAACAAAUUUCAGUGUAUGAGUGUCAUAAGUACGGAACAUAACAGCAAGUAA
Pichia kudriavzevii is the source of this 972-nucleotide messenger RNA. RefSeq lists its product as uncharacterized. NCBI's taxonomy places the organism in Eukaryota, Fungi, Ascomycota, Pichiomycetes, Pichiales, Pichiaceae. The transcript has a single exon. Gene Ontology annotation, biological process: positive regulation of TORC1 signaling; cellular response to amino acid starvation. The record is from RefSeq and is a predicted model, not a curated record. Bases 1 to 972 code for a protein of 323 amino acids. Gene Ontology annotation, cellular component: Seh1-associated complex; nuclear pore outer ring. Gene Ontology annotation, molecular function: protein binding; structural molecule activity.